Tetrahymena thermophila SB210 is the source of this 6132-nucleotide messenger RNA. Its product is annotated as rab-GTPase-TBC domain protein. The record is from RefSeq and is a predicted model, not a curated record. The transcript has 14 exons. NCBI's taxonomy places the organism in Eukaryota, Ciliophora, Oligohymenophorea, Hymenostomatida, Tetrahymenidae. Gene Ontology annotation, cellular component: trans-Golgi network. Gene Ontology annotation, biological process: retrograde transport, endosome to Golgi.
UACGUUUAGUAAAAUUUUGAAGAAAAAGAAAUUAAAAAAUUUAAUUAAUAUUAUUGGCUUUAUAUAUUAACUCUCUUAAACACAGUAAAGAUAAAUAAGCUCAUUCAUAGUAAAGUUUAAUAUAAAAAGAGAUAAGUAUUCAUUAAUAAGAAUAUGGAAGAGUUAAUUUAUUAAAGAGGAUAGUUUGGGCAUUCGUAGCACUAAUAGAAUCCUAUUAAUUAUUAGCAGUAGUAGUCUUAGUAAACGUAUAAGUAAGAUAGAGGUAGCAGCAGUAUUUCAUAGCAAUAAUCUUUGCAAGUUAAUUUUAGAAAUACUCACAACUCAUCUGAAAGUGAUAUGAAUUAUGUUAAAACAAAUCCUAGUAUGUAGAGUGUAAGCAGUAAACAAGAUGCUUUAGGUAUUUAUAUUCUGCAAAAAAGAUCGUUUUUUUGGGAUAUUUUACUGAAAACUUAUGAGCAAUAAAAUAUUAUUGUGAAGAACGACCAAGAGAUUCUCAGUAUCAAAGAAAAGAAUGAAUUGCCUAAUUGGAGAGUAAUUAAAACUGAUGCUUUGAGAACAAGACCUUAACAGUUUGAUGAUGAUUUAAGGGAAAAAUUGGAGUUAAUACUUACCUUCUAUUGUGUGAAAAAAAACAUCACUUACAAGCAAGGACUUAACGAAGUUGCUGGUCCCUUUGUUUUCUUCUUAAAAACUAACAACACUUCGAUAUCUACAGUUUACAAUUAUUUUCAAAUUUUUAUGGAUAGAUUCAUACCUACUAUUUACAACGAUGCUGAAUUCAAUGGCUUACAAUGCUAUUUCAAUUUGUUUUAACUGCUUUUAAAAUACCAUGAUCCUUAACUAUACAAUUACCUAUCAGAGAAUUUUAUCACUCCUGAAUUGUAUUCUACACCUUGGUUCUUAACACUUUUUGCAAAUAAAAUGUCGUUAGAAUUAAUUUAUUACUUUUGGGAAAUAUAUAUUGUUGAAAAUGAUCGCAAUUUUGUAUUUUUUAUUUCUUUGGCAGUUCUCCUCUACAAAAAAGACUCUUUUCUGAAAUGUGAUCCUGCCUUGCUGCCUCAAAAGCUCACCCAAAUAUAAAUAGAGUCUCUUGAUGAUAUUAAAUUUAUUUAUUAAAAGGCUCUCUAACUAAAAUCAAGCACUCCCAUUUCUUUCGGAUUAAAAAUCCACAGCAUGUAGCUCUUUGAUAAAUAAAAAUGUUGCUAAAACCAAGAUUAAUUCUUCUAAGAAAUGAAAGAGUAUUCGUAAGAAAUAGAAAGAGUUAGUACACUACCUAUUCACCCAUUAGAAAUACUCAAAUAAUAAUAUGAAGAUAAAUUUUAGUGUUGCAAUAUUUACUGUGUGAGAAAUGACUACAUAUUUAAUGAAUUAAAAAACCUUGAAUAAUAAGAAUAGAUGGGAUUAAAUUAUUACUUUUAACUUAAGGAAUAAAUGAAAACAAGUAUGUAUUAAAAAGAAUGUGAAUAUUGCAGGUAAGAUAUUGAUAAUAGAAAUGAAAUAAAAGGCUUUCUUAAGGAUAAUCCUAUUCUAAAUGAUCUUUUAGAAAUAUAAAGAGAUCAUUACAAAUCUAAAAAGAACCCUUAUACCAACCAAAUUCAAGGAAGAUAUAAUAAUUACUUUAUUUUAGAUUUAAGAAGAUCAAAAAGCACAGGCAAAGUUAACUCUCAUUUUGUAAGUUCUUUGUCAACUACAAAUUAAGCUUUAAAUCAACAAAUAGCAGAAUAAUUUUGUUAAUAAUAUGAAAGUUCCAAAUAUUAAAAACACUUUUUAUUAUUGAUAAAUGAUGUUAAAUCUGCUUAAUUAGCUUCAAAUGAAGAGGAAUAAGGCGGUGAUAUUUAAGAACAAAUGAACUUGAGCGAAGAAAUGGCUUUGGAUUAUGAUAUUACUAGAGUGUUUAUAUAAACGUUUAACAAAUUCAAAUUUCCAUAUAUAGGAGUUAUCGAAGGUGGCUUCAAAAUGUUGCAUACUAUGAUGCUUAUAUAAAAAAUAGAAAUACAAGAGCAUAAUUCUAAAAUUUGUCACCUUUGUAACAAACAACCACCAAAAAAAAUAGUAAAGAGCAAAUCAAAAAAUAUCUUUGAAAGAAUAGCAGAUGUUUUUGCUUUUAACAAUGACGAAGAAGAGACCUAACAACAGAAACAAAAAAAUAGUCAAUAAAAUUUCAAGGAGCAAUAAAGCAAUGGGUUAUUCUAAAUAGAUUGUAGAUAAGCUUCUGCAACAAUUACAACAACUAAUACCAAUAAUUAACCAGUUCAAAUGCAAACUUAACUUUUUAACAGGUAAGAAACUCUUUCCAAUUUUGUUGAUGUUGAAAAUGAUGAAUCAUAAAGACAUAUUUAACAUGGAACGUUCUAAGUAAAACACUCAACUCCUCACAAAUAGACCUACUAACAAUAAUAAUAAGCAAGAGACAGUUUUAUUUAAACUUCAUAAAACAUUUAGUAAGUAUCGCCUCGACCAACUUAAAACAGUCAGUAAUUAAUAUAAAACACCACAUUUCAAAGUAAUGCAAAUAAUAGCUAAUUAUCAUAAAGCCCAAAUAUACCGAAUUCUAAUUUUAUCAACAAAGGAGCAACUUAACCAUAAAUAGGAUAAAAUAAUAGUUUAAAUAUUCAUAAUAUAGCUUCAUAAUCUUCAAUUAAGAAGCAAUUAAAUUGUACUGUUGAUUCAACUACUUAAAGAAACAGUUAUUCUAGUAAUUCAAAUUCGAUCAAUUCAGCUCAAGUAAAUAAUUUAGUAGGAAGAACCUCUGUUUUAAGUUAGGGUGGUAUGAAUAAUACUUACCAAGCAAACCCAUCUUCUUAAAUUCCUCAAUAAAAUUGCUUAAAUUUAAAUGCAUAACAGAAUAUGAGCUCUAUCAUUGGAUUUUAAAAUGGUUUAUAAAUGAAUCAAAAUUUAAAUGGAUAACAAAAUUUUAUUGAAUUUUAAACUAUUUAAAACACCAACAUAUAAUAAAAUAACUAAAAUGUUAAAGUUAAUGGAAAUACUCAAAAUAUUAAUGUAUAAUAAAGUACUUUUAACUCUAUUUAAGCAUAGUAGCCAAAACAAUUAUAAAAGGAAAAUUCAGUAAAUUCUACUUAAAUUAAUAACAACACAAAUUCAAGAUUACCUAACCAUAGUCAGCAAUUCUAUUAAUAUAAUAAUAACUAUGUAUAAUAGUUAAAGAGAGAGUUCUCAUCAAAUUAGAUUAAUUAGAGAGAAAAUAGCCAAAAUAAUGUGACUGAUAGAAGAGAAGCAUCUGUUAAGAGUAAAACAAGUGCAUUAUCAAAUAAAAAUAAACCAUCUUGCUCACCAAAUAAUGCACAUAAGACCAAUUCAACAUUUGUUUCAUAAUUCAAUGCAGAAAAUGUAUAGAGAAAAAAUCACAAAAGCUUGCAUUAAUUUUCAAGUAAUACUCCUAAGUCAUAGAUAUCGUUAUAAAAUAACUCAUAGAGUAAGUAACCUCUUACAACAAAUGCUGUUACACCUUAAAAUAAAUAGUCUAAUGGAAACUAAAACAUCAAUAAUAAUAAUGAUAACAAAAUUUUAAACAAUUUAAAAGAACAAUUUAAUUCAUUUUAAAUGAAUUAUUAAUAGCAAUAGUAAAAAUCAAGUUAAUUAUUAUAACCAUCAGCAGCUCAACAAAAUACAAAUUAAAAUAAUUUAAAUGUACUUUCUAAUAUUAAUAAUAUAAAAAAUGUUACUGUGUUUACAUAAUCAAGCUAAGCAGUGACGACUCCUAUUAAAGCAAAGUAGAAUGAUUAAUCUAAAUCACUUAAUUAAUAAAUAGGAAAUAAUGUAUUCACUAAGUACUAAAACACUAAUAAUACUCUAAGCAACAAUACAUCUGGUUUACACAGUAAUUCUACACUUUAAUCACCAUUUAAUGGAAGUUAAAUCAGCUAACUAAAUGGGUAAUUAAGCACUAACGCUAAUUAAGAGAGUAUUUCAUUUACAUCAGUAAGUAAUUAGAAUACUAACUAAUUAACAAGAGUAGGUGGAGUAAAUUACAGUAGCUAAACCCACUAGAGUAACAAUAAACCAAAUAACUAAAUGGUCAGUGGUACUAAUUCAAAUAAAUCGCAAUUAGUUAAUAUGACUGAUAAGACACCAUCUAAAAAAUAAGAUUUAAGUUAGUAUGAAUAAUCAAACUAAUAAAGCAAAAGAAUAGCACUUGUUUCUUUGACUGGUACACCUUAAAGCAGAGUAAUGGUUGAUAAUUAAACUAGUCAGUUAACUAUUAACAGUCAUGUAACUAACACUAACAAAUCAAAGCAGAGUAUGGUUUCAUGCACAUAACAGAAUAGUAUACCAACUUCUGAUUUCGAGUGCGAUUAGAUUAACAGAGAUUCCAAACAAUCUCAACAGAAUUCGAAAAAUGUAUCUCAAAAAUCUCUUUCUUCUAACACGAGAUUCUCUAAUUAAGAAAAUAACAAAAUAGAAAAUCCUUAAUAAAUUGCAAAAAACUCUCUUUAAAGCAAUUAACCAUUAUAUUAAAAUUAGCCACCUCAACAACAGUAAAAUUAAUUUGUGCGCUAAAGCAAUAAAAGUUUUCAUACAAUUUAAACACUUCCUUAAUAAAUACAUCCUAUGAAUUUUAGUUAAAUUUAACCAAUUCAACAAAAUAUUAUAAAUCAAUAACUGUAAAACCAAAUUAAUGGAAAUAUUUCAAACAUUCAAAAUGUGAAUAAUCUUUCAGAUUUACAGAAAUUAUAAGUUGUCUCUCAGUCUGUGAAUGCUUCUAUAUAAUAAGCAGCAGCUAAUGUUGCAAACCUUUAAUAAUAAGCAUCUUAAGUUUAAUUUAAGCCUUAAAAUAAUGUAAGCAAUGGUAAAGGACUAUUUUCAUCUAAUGAUUUUACUAUUGCUGGUUAGCGUCCAUCAAUCCCAAUCAGCAAUAAUAGUACUCCUUUAAAAAGAAACUCUCAAACAAAUUCAAAUACUUCAUAGCAAUUUAGCUAUAAUCCAAAUAUUUCAAACACAUCUUAAAAUCAAAGAUUUGGAAGUGUUUCUUCAUAACAAAGUAUUUAAAUUUAAAAUUAGCAAAAUUCAUCACAGCAAUUUACAAAUAUAUUAAUGAGCUAACAAUAUUAGAACAUCCAGGCUUUCUCAGAUUAGCUAAGGUCUAAUGACUCACUUUAAAUGCCAAACAAUCAUUUUUGUUCACAGUAAACCAAUUCUUCUAAUUAAAAUUUUAGUAAAAAUAUCCUGUAACUUAACCAAAACCUUACAAACAAAACAUAAGAGCAAUAAAUAAAAAUUUAAGAAGAUUAAAAAAGAGGAAAUGUAGAUUUUAGCAAAAAAGAAGAGAACUUAACUUCUCUACUUAAAAGAUAUAAGAAAAGCGGACUUUUUAAAUCAUGCGUUUUACCUUUACAAUAACACAAUGCAUUCUUUGAAAUUUUUGAAAGAAAUAAGUUUAGCUUUUAUGUUUGUGAUAGGCUAAAAGACUAAAAUGAAGAAGACUGUGAUAAAAAUUAAGAAAUUUAUACUCAAAAUAAGCACGAAUUCAAUAGAACAGCUCCUAAAACAUCAAAAAGCAUUUUGGUAGUAUCAACAGAAUAUGUAAUGAGUUUGAAACAUAGUCCUGCUUUAGAACAAAAAAUAUAGAGUUUAAAAGAUGAUCAAUAAAGAAUAAUGAAAUAACUACUACAAGAUGGAGUUGCUAAUAAAUAAGAAAAACCAGUUUCAGCAGGAUUAUAAAACGUAUUCGGUUAGAAUGCAAAAAUUAAAUCAAAAGAAAAUAUUUUAGGAGCACAAUAAAAUAAUUAGUUAUCUACUUAGAUUAUAUUCAAUGGAGAAUUAAAAAUAAAGAGCUUUUUCUUAAUGAAAACUUUAUUAAAAAUAACAUCUAAAAAGCAUGAUAAGCAAAUGCAUUCAUUUUAUUUUAAACUUCCUCAAAUAAUAAACAAAAAUUAUGAAUUAAUUCCUGAAUACACUAGUAUGAUUAGCAAUUUUAAUUUUGAUACUAUUUAUGAUUUGAUAGUUAACAGAAACCAAUCUAAGCUAAUAUCUCACAUCACAGACAAAUCAAAAAACUAAGAUUUUGUAGAAUGCAAAAUUACACUAAAAAUAUAUGGCGAAGAAAAUGCAGCUGAUUGUAUCAAGAUGUCAUAAAAUUUCUUUUAAAUUAAUAAGCAUAAUGUUAUAGUUUGA